AUGAGCUUCCAGAGAACCAAGGUAUCCUGGCUCUCCAACUGUGGAUAUAAACUCAAGGACCUACUCUGCACUCCCAAGGAUCUGACAGUCCCUUUGCAGCUGUCCUGUCCAGCUGUGAAAACAUCUGGAUGACAAAUGACCAUGGCACCUCCUCCCUCACCCACUUGUAAACCAAGGAUCCCAUAGGUCAGGAUCAAUCAGGAAACUUUGGAGCAAGGGUGUUAAUUAGGCAAUUAGGAGAAAUCAAGUGGUGGGCUCAGAAAGGGACUCAGCUGACUGUUCUUAAUGAAGUCUGAGGUGGGACUGGGCAUGGGGGGGCUUAAAUUGGGACAGAAGAGAUGAAGUGGGGAUUGGACAGGAAUGGGGAGGGGGGAGUGGAUUCUGCACACAUCUUGCAUGACAGCACACAGGCCAGAGAUGAAAUAGCAGGGAAGGAGGAAGUGGGAUAAAAUAGAGCAAUGUUGACAGAAAUAGCUAGGAGGUGUGUAAGGAUGGGACGCCCUGCGACAGAGAAUAUAUAUGUCCCUGCUACUUCUCUCCCUUGUUCCCCUGCCUUAAGCCCCAAACCCCUCCCCUCUUGAGGUGUGAAUGUGCCAUUUGGGGUCUCACUUCAAAGGGUCUUAGCAGAAUCAUAAAUACAGCCCCAGCCAGGGGCUCCUCAGGGAAAGAGAGGAUCUGCAGGGUGGAUGCAUCCCAGACUUGCCUCCAGAGACAGAACCGGGGAAAGCUGGCUCCCAGCCCCUCAACCCUGCUCUAGCCGAACAGCCUCCCUUCCUUCCAGGCUCCUACUCUGCACCCCACUCUCCCAGAGGUCCCCUUACGACUUGCACCAUCCCUCUAACCCUCUAGACCUUCCUUCCUACCCAGAGAAAGCAGGAGCCCUGGCUUCCAGUCUCACCUGUUCUAACCCACGAGGUCCUCACUCCUUUCCCAGAGAACCCAGAAGUCCUGGCUCCAAGGCUUCCUGCAGCACCCCAUGUAUCACCCCACAGAGAUGUUCUCACAGUAUGGGGGCUCAUAUCCUCUGCGACCUCCCCCGCCUCCCGGGGCUGGGUAUCCCCAGGGUCAGGCACCUCAAUAUGAAGCCUUCAGAUAUCCAGGUGAGAAAUUGGGAUAUGAUGGUGGGGAAGGUGGUGGUGGAGGUGGUGGGAGAGGGGGAGGGGGAGGGAAAUUAAAAGCCAAAGUAAGAUUAGAAGGGUGAGUAAAGGAGCAAUCACAUACCAAAAAUGUUGACUGGGCUGAAGUGCAUCCUCAUUUCAGCCACACUGGCUGAUGCUGGGCCAGUCACCAUGUCUCAUUCUAAUAUAACCUACCUUACAUGGUUGUUGAGGAAGAAGACCGCAUGUGCUUCCCUAGACUCCUUGGAAGAAGGGUGGGAUAAAAGGACAGAAACAUAUGAGAGCCACAGUUUGUAGGGUUUUUUAGAAUGGGGGUGGGCUGGAGUUGCAAUGUGUUAAGAGAUUAGAGCAGUUGGAAUUAUAAUAAGGAGGACUUCCCGGUUCUUUGGGAGGGAGAGUGGUUUAGAGAAAGGGGAGGGGUAAGUCUGCAAUCCAGGACUUCUGUGCUUGGCAGGAGAGAAGUGGGAUAGAACAGAAUGGGGACUGGGUGGGAACCAAGACUGGUGAAUUCUCAGAGAUGGUUGAAUGGGGCAAAGGGAUUUGGAGGCCAGAGUUGCUUUAUGCUCUGGGAGAAAUGUAGGACUUAGAAUCUGAAGGCGGGGGGGGGGGGGGACAACAGGAAGGCUGACAGCAGGUACCCAAAGGAGGGGCAUGAGUAGGACUCAGUGGUACCCAGAAAAGAAGAAAGCAGUUGUGGGUUUAACAGGCCAGUGGGAGGGCAGGCUGGGACAGAAGAAAUGCAAAAUUCACAUAAAUUCCAUUGCUUGCUUCCUGCUCCCCACAUCAGCUGGACUUUUAGCACCCAAGACCAACUGGUCGGGGGAGAUGAGAGGGGGGAGCAAGCAGGCGGAAACCAGCAGGAGGGUGACAAAUUCCUGGGAUGAAGCCCCUCAGUCUUGCCUGCAAGCCCCUGUCUUUCCCGCCCCCCCCCCCAGCUCAACCAAUAUCCCUCAGCUCCAUCAGCCCUCUUUUCUGACUUGUUCCCUUCUCUUCUCUUCCCUGCCGUCAGACCUUGAUGCUGCCCCUAAGCUGGAUAGCUUCUUCCCUGGGUUGGAACCCCCAGGGCGCCUCCUGCCCUCUGCUCCUGGCCUCCCUUAUGGGUCAGGCCAGCCUCUCCCAUCCGGCCCCCCACCAACUACACGCCUACCCCCGGGAGUACGGAUGAGCCUGGAGAAUGGAGAACUUUGGAAGCGUUUCAGUGGGAUUGGUACAGAGAUGAUCAUCACCAAGGCAGGCAGGUGAGAUGCCAAGCAGGAGGUAAAAGAGAAAAAAGUGGACCUUGAGCUCCAGAACCUUGUCCCAGUGCUAGUGAUUCCCCAGACACAUGCAAAACCAAUGCUUCUGAACCAAUGUGGACUGCAUCUUCCCCAGUACUGAGUAAUCAGAGCCAGUGCAUAUCCCCUUUCUCCUUAGAAAUUACAGCACUGCUCAAGAAACUCAGAAUCAGGGAAGAUUAAAGGUAAAGGUAAGGAGACCCCUGACCCUUUACCUUUAGAGUUUAGAGUUUAGAUUUAUUAGAGGCUGAUAAACAUAGCUCUCUAUUUCCUUCAUCCCUCCUGUAAGUUCCAUACUAGAUCCUGGGGGGAAGUGUCAUCAAAAUGAAAUGAUUGACAGUACAUUCAAAGCACACAAAAGACGAAAUAACUUAUUCACAUUUCCCAGAAUUAAUCCAUGGGAUUCAAUGCCACAUGAUGUGAUGAUGAUCUGAGAUGACUUUGGAAAGAUUAGACACUUAGACUUAGACUUAGACACACACAGAAUACAACUAUCUGCAACUAAUGGAACCUUCAUGUCAGAGGCAUAUAUAUGCACACUGGAACAAUUUUAGGAAGUUUCCGCUGUGUUGUAUGAAACUUAGUACUGAGAUGGGAUAUAUAUUAUCAGGAACUGUUAAUCUUCUUCACUUUUCCCUGUACAUAGAUGUCCAGUAUGACAGGAUCACUCACCCUGCUCUUUUAUUUUUCUGAAUUUGUCAGCAUCAAAAAUGAAAAAAAAAAAUAAUAAUUUGUGCCAACUACUGCUGAGGGUGGUGGCGGCAGCAGGAGUAAGUGGUGGUCCUAUUCUUCCCCCUGCCUUUUGUUAUGUCUCACUGAUGAAACCUCUCCCCCCCCCCCCCCCGCCGCUGCCUGCCCAGUUAAAAUAUUCUAACCCACAUUUUUAAUCAAUUUUGCAGGCGGAUGUUUCCACAGCUGAAAGUUUCAGUAACAGGACUGGAUCCUGAAGCCAAGUACCUGCUGCUAGUGGAUGUGGUCCCAGUGGGCAGCUCCCGGUACAAAUGGCAUGGCAAGCGGUGGGACGCCAGCGGCAAGGCUGAACUGCCCCCACCAGACAGGGUCUACAUCCACCCCGACUCGCCUGCAUCAGGCGCCCACUGGAUGCGCCAACCUGUAUCCUUCCACCGGCUCAAGCUCACCAACAACACACUGGAUCCCCAUGGACAUGUAUGGCCAGGGGGAAAGGGCACUUUGGGCAUGAGGCAUAGGAUAUUAAGUGGAAAGGAAUGUAGCUGUAGGGAAUGCUCUGAGCACCUCAAGGGAAAAAUGGGUUAAAAGAAUGGCACUAACAGAUAUUUGGCGGUUCAGAUUGCUAACAAUAAUGGAUUAUGGCUAUGGGUUAUAUAGCAAAGAGGCAUACCCAGGGUUUUGUACAAUUUGUGCUUAAAAUAAAAUCUCCUCCAGCAUUCUGAAAUUCUACAUCGUCUGCAAAUUAUAUAAACUAAACACAAUAGAUAUGUUGCUUUCUCUCUCAUGUAUGCUGUAGUUGAGAUUCCAGAAUGGAAGGGGGUUGGACUAGAUGACCCUCGGGGUCCCUUCCAACUCUACAAUUCUGUGAUUCUGUGCAUAAUUUAUUUUGCUCCCAUCAUUCAUGAGAAAGGGCAAGUAACUAUGCAGCUACCUGAAGCCCCAUAUUUGGAUCAUUAGAAGUCUACUCAGUCCAUGUGAUUUCACCAGGGACUGAAACCUCAUUAUGUAGCCAUAAGGACUAGAAUCUUGCUGUCCUUCUUAAUGUACGAUAAAACAGAGAUUCUCAAGCGAGUGAAUCCCGCAAUUUAACAUAAAAAAGCCUGUGCUUCGGGCAGAUUCACAGAAUUUACACUGGCCCUGACUACAACAGGAGCUAAAAUAUCUGUUUGCAUUAAAAAUGAAAUAUGGUAGGAAAAACUGUUUGGACAAGUAAACAGAUAAUAUGACUCACCUCUGGCUCUUGCACCCCCUUCUCAGCUGAUUGUUCACUCCAUGCACCGUUACCAGCCGAGGAUACAUGUGGUUGGAGCCGGAGGACGCCGUGGGGCAGGCAGUGGCUGCGCUUCCUUCACCUUUCCCGAGACCCAGUUUCUGACUGUCACGGCCUACCAGAACCCACAGGUGAGAAACAAGGCCGCUGUUAUAAAUUUAAUAUUUGCAUCUAAAAGGCCCUUCCCCAUUGGUGGCAGGAAGCAGGGAUGUGUCACCUUGGACAAAUGAUUUAUCCAUUUCCCGCCCUCACUGCCCCCCCCCCAUUGCUUAUCCCUGAAGGAAAGGCACUUUUUUUCAUCAGCAAAUGAUAAUCAAAUCAAAAACUGGCCAUUAAAAAAAGGCGGCAGUCCUGAGAAUUCUCAGGCGAACAUCAACUCCGUCAAAUUCUAAAGGACUUCGGAGGAAAUGUGUUUAGAAUAGAAGCACAAAUGUGAGACAGAGCUUCAUUUUAGAGAAAUAGCACAGGAGACCCUCCCCAGAAAGUUAAUUUAGCUUUCUGUGAGACCAACACCCCACUCCAUAUUAUUUUUUGUGCCUGUUCUUUUCACCAAGCUCCAGAAACGGCAGCCUUCCCAUGCUCAUUUCCUUAGAGACACUCUGGAAUUGGCACAAAUAUUAAUCCAUCAACAUAUUCCUGAACCACCACCGCUAUUUUGUGGAAGUGUGGCAAGAAGAUGCCUCUGUUUUCACAAGGGUUUUAUUUUUAUAUAUAUAUAUAUAAAAUGUUUAUUAGGAUUUUACAAUAAACAUAGGUUUAACAAACUAAAAAGAAAACAUAGACAGAAAAAGAAAAAAGAUAACAAGAAAAAUACAAAAAAUUACCAAAAAAAAGAAAAAAAUCCUAGAAGAAAAAAAAAAAGAAAGAAAAUACAAAAUACAAAAAACAGAUGGCUAAAAAACAAAAUAAAGAAAAAAUCCAUUUUUAAAUAUCUUUAGGCUCAUUUACUUAUUUCCUUGACCUCCUCACACCUCCCCUUUUUGUAUUCCCGUUUACAAAAUCCUUUCAGCAAAUCCUUACCCUCUUUCAUUUAUCUUUACUCUGUGACUUAACCUAUUAUAACUAUAUAUUUUCGUCCAUAUGACUAUCUAUAUUUGCAUAUUCUUUUUAACCUUAUUACCAAAACCACUUAUUUUCAAUCCAACAUCAUUUUAACAUUCAUUAAUUUUACAGUAUUUCUGCAAAUAGUCUUUAAAUUGUUUUCACAAGGGUUUUACACACACACACACACACACACACACAGAGCAUUUUCCCCUCACUUCUAAGUAGCAACCGAACCCCAUGUCCAGAGGGGCAGGCGCAAGGGAUCCUAAGUGACUUCGCUUUCAAUUUAAUCCCAUGCGACUCACUAUCAAUACAGCAGGAAAAAUCACAGCAAACUAAAAACCAUUCCAACACUGCACAUUUUGGAACUCCACUGACCUUCCCUGAGCAUUUCUACGUCACUAAAAUGGCCUGUUUUCCUUUUCUCUGGCCAUAUCCCUUUGCCCCCUCAUGUGACACUUUUCCUUUUAAAUAGUGCUGCAAAAAUAUAUUCCCCCCCACACACUUUUUUUUGCAUCUCUGUGACAUGGGGCAAACCUUACAUUUCACUUACCUCCAUGAAAUCUGGGAUUGUUGACGCCCUCCGCCUUCCUAUGAAGCUCUCUUCCCCCACUUGUCCACCUCCAUAAAACUCAGGCCUGAGGCCUCCCUUCUUCACUUGCUCACCCACAUCUAUUGAUGCCAUUACAGCUAGAACACAAUGGCUUCUCCUCAGGAUUCUUCCACCUCUAAAUCACCUCAGCUCCUUUCUCCUCCUGACCAUAUCCCUUCACUCCACAACCUUUCACCUCAGGCUGAAUGGUGCCCUUCCGCCUCUGCAUGGGCCUGUGCAGCCCUCAUCAUUUUGUAACUCCCCUAUGUGUCCUUAUUUAUUACUCCAUUCCUGUGUUUCUUUCCACUUUUGAAUAGCUCUUCAUACCUCUCAACCAAAAUAUCCUUUCCUCUACUCAGUCAGAGCCUUUACUUUUCAUUGGGAGUCUUUCCAUGUUUUGCGAUAUUCCUUUGUAAGUUUCUGCCCUAAAAUAUACCCCCCCACACACACACAAAUUCAGCUUCUCUGUUAUUUAACCAUUUCCUUGGACCUUAAUAUCCCUUAACAAAAUUAUUAUUAAGUGCAAUUCCUCUACUCUCACACAGGGUCUACAAUAGCUAUUGCACUAUAUAUCCCUCCUCCGGUCUUAAAAUAGUUCUUCUGUCUCAUCCCUCCCAUUAUGUGCCGGCCUGGGCUGAUGGGAGUUGUAGCCCAAUACUUCUGAAGAGCACUAGAUUGGUUAAAAGCUAUUUUGCACGCAUACCCACUUCGAACAGUUCAGACAGACAGAUAUAUAGAUAUAGAUAUAGAUAUAGAUAUAGAUAUAGAUAUAGAUGAUAUAGAUAUAGAUAUAGAUAGAGAGAGAGAGAGCUUAAAAAAAUGUUUAGGGGUACUCUCAUUUUCCUACUUAUAUUGAAAUACUGCCCCUCAAUGAGGCCAAACUUAGAUUCACAAAAUGUUUAUGAGUAUGCGUACCCCUGCGUACCCCCAGAAAAAAACACUGUGUAUAUAUAUAUAUAUAUAUAUAUAUAUAUAUACAGCCCCAAACCUGGAAAAAACAGUAACACGACAAUCAGCUCACAUCUAGGUAAGAACUAGUACCAGCAAGAGUAGGAAGAGAGGUGUUCAGGAGAGCUGGCUUUGUUGACUGUCUCCUUCUCUAUUACGGAGGCCCACGCAAAAGUUUUGCUCUAGGUUCUGGAACUUGAAUAUGCUGUCAGCAUAUGCCAGUAUUCUAUUAUUUUUGAAAACAUAAUACAAAAGUGGAAAGAUUGAUCAUAUAUCUGUGCUCGCACGCUAAAACAAAUCUCAGAAAACAUAAAAAUAUAUGUGCGUAUACAUCUAAUCAUACCCUUUCAAUUGCCUACCUAACAUUUUCCUGUUUCCUCCCCUCCCAGAUCACUCAGAUGAAGAUAGAGAGCAACCCUUUCGCAAAGGGCUUCCGGGAGAAUGGCAUGAACAGCAAAAGGUGAACUGACCCGAUCAGGAAAGAUGUCAAUGCUGUAGAGAGGAGCUAUUUCAGUCCUCAUAUUAGCUGGCAGCAGUGAUUCCCUUCCCAAAAUGUUUGCCACUGACGGGGGGGGGGCGGCGUAGACCAUAAAGAGAUGGGCUUGUCUUCACUGGAGAAAUAUUGCAGUUCACUGGGCUGGAGAAUCACAGGGCGCCAAGAUGAAUGGGCUCAUAACAACUGCUACUACUAAAUUUAUACCUGCUGAGACCAUCCAUUAAAAAAGCAACCAUACCAAAAUGAAUUAUUGAGAAAAUAAGAAAUAUUAGAAGGAGGGGGGAUUUUGUCCUUGCUCAGGGCACCAUAUUAUUACAGUCUGCCCCUGGCUUCUAACAUUGCUUUUCCACAUCUUAUUAUGGUCCCCCUUACAAAUUUUAGGGAGCGCGAGGCCCGAAUCAAGAGGAAAAUGAAGGCAAAUGAAUGUGAAGCCAACAUGGGGGAAAAUGGUAAGAGAAACAAACAUACCUUAUUCUGUCGCUUAGCUUCGUAAGACAUUGUCUGGUCUCUGUCUCCUCCCACCGCUUUAAAAGCAAAACACAACAUUUCUCUCCAGACUUCAUUAAACAAAGUGAGGAUCAUUUAAGUGGAUACUCUGUGGGCCUCCUCACCAUCCUUAACUCUUGGUAGCUACUCACUGCCCUAUGUAUAUCCAUUUCUUACAAUGCCACAUACAAUGGCCACCUUUUGCUUCCUUUCACUGCUUGACUUUUGCGACCCCCGCCACAACAUCCCAUCACUUCCCUCACCCCAAGUCCUAUAACUCCUUAAAUUAUACCUGCUGUUUCAUAUUUUUGCCUCCUCUGAAUUGUCUUUCCCCACAAUUACAAUCAUACCCUGCUCUGUCUUGAUAGCACAAACUUGCUAGAGGGCCCUUACCUGAAAAGGUCACAACCCCUGGUACUAUAAUGAAUUGCCUCUUUAUUUCAGACAACAUUCCAGAGAACCUGUUAUUUUGGAUAUUUUUUUAAAAAGUUGUAUAUGUCCCUAGAGGUUCCCUCCUAUGCCACACUUAUGUGCUUUCUAAAUCCAUACGAAUCCUGUUUUAUUAUUCCCCUUUCCCAUUAUAUAACCUUCUGCCUGCUUUUCCUCCCCUACCUGCACUUCGCCUCCACCUAGAGAGCAAGAAAGGCCCCUGCGACUCCACCUUGACAGAGGAGACACCUCUGGAGCAACAACCACCACCUGCGCUUCCACACCCUUCUUGCUCCUUCUACCCCACUGCAGGGAUCAAUCCCAGCGGAGCAGAGGCUUAUGUGCAGCACCCAGCCGCCUUCCAUGGCUUGCGGAGGGCACCCUCACCCUACGGCAGGUGAGCCAGCCAUGUCACGUUCCUCGAGUUCUAGAGCUGUGUUGCCAAACUUCUGCCUUUGUAAAAUAAGUGUGGAGCAUCCCUGGGUGAUCUGAAUCAACCCUGGUGUUCAGGUUUCCUUUGGUGGCUGAAUAAACCCUGUCCUAGGGUAUAAACAGGUAUAAAUGUUUUUAGAGGGGUAGGGCUGAUUUGAAAGCACCCUCACAGCAUUUAAGAUACCCAGGCAAUAAUUUGAAGUGCUCUGAUUUCUUGCCACGCUUAAUACGUUGAAGAACCUUUGCCAGAGGGAACAAAAAAAAACAAAAAAAAAAACACCCCACUUGGCAAUAGGCACUUUUUCCUUUUUAUGGCAUGAACAGACUUCUGGAACAAAUUAAGUUCGAGAACCAAGGUACCACUGUAACUGGAAUUAUCUACAGUGGUGCCUCGCAAGAAGAAAUUAAUUCGUUCCACGAGUUUUGUCAUCUUGCGAUUUUUUUCGUCUUGCGAAGCACGGUGUUUUGGAAAGUUUUGGAAAAGCUUCAAAAAUCACCAAAGUCUUUAAAAACCUCAAAAAAGGCUACCACAAAAAAGGCUACUAUCUAUGAGUUGCUCCUCGAAGUCAAGUCACAACUGUAUUAAUGGUGUUAAGAAAAAGGAAACAAACUUGCAAGACGUUUCCGUCUUGCGAAGCAAGUCCAUAGGGAAAAUCGUCUUGCGAAGCAGCUCAAAAACCAAAAAACCCUUUCGUCUAGCGAGUUUGUUGUCUUGCGAGGCAUUCGUCUUGCGAGGUACCACUGUACAGCUACAUCGUGGCAUUGAAAACAAGUCAGUAGAGCACAAGACUCUUAUUCUCAGGGUUGUGGGUUUGAGCCCCAUGUUGGACAAAAGAUUCCUGAAUUGCAGAGGGCCCUCAAGGUCCCUUCCACCUCAACACUUCUAUGAUUCUAUGUGCCCAUUGUCCAAAUUUUACUUUGAGAAUUGCUGCAGCUGCACCUGGCAAAGACUGCGCUGUACAGUGGUACCUCAGGUUAAGAACUUAAUUCAUUCCGGAGGUCCAUUCUUAACCUGAAACUGUUCUUAACCUGAGGUACCACUUUAGCUAAUGGGGCCUCCCGCUGCCGCCGCGCCACCACCAUGUGAUUUCUGUUCUCAUCCUGAAGCAAAGUUCUUAACCCAAGGUACUAUUUCUGGGUUAGCGGAGUCUGUAACCUGAAGCGUCUGUAACCUGAGGUACCACUGUACUCUAAACAUUAGCCAACAUGGUGCCCUCCAUAUGCUAUGGUCUACAACUUCCCUCCUCACGGACCAUUGGCCAUGCUGACUGGGGCUGAUGGGAGAUGGGAGUUCAGUAAUAUCAGCAGGGCACUGUCAUGGCCACCUUGGCUCCAGGGCAUUACAAGUGCCAAGAGGCUUCUGGGGGGAGGGAAAUGUCUUUAGCAUAUUUGUAAGUUCACUUUGCUUUUUAGUCUGAAAAUAGGUGUUGCCCUCUCUAGUUAGCAGCUGGCUACCAGCUGUGAUGUUCCCCACUCCCCCCCUUUUUUUGUGUGUGUUGAACAAAUAAAUGUACUUGUGCCAGUUGAAAACUUUUAAAAGUAAGUAGAAGUCUGCCUGACAUACCAGAGUAGCUGCUAACCAACAUUUAACUUACUGGAAGAUACAGUUGUAAAGCAAGUUACAAAGCAAGGGUCAUGCCCAUGAUGAAAAAAGCCACUCGAGCAAUCUCUUAAAAACCUACACAAAUAGAUAACCUGCAGCCUUUAGUGAGGAAACACCACUUUACUUCUUAUGCUAGUGCUUGAUCCGUAACAGAGAGCAGCCACAAAUUGUCACCAGCUGCAUGCAAUGGCGGAGUCUCUGAACCCAACCCAGUGCAGAAAUCGCUAACUGAGAAAGGUGUUUGGCCCUUACCAAGGCCAUUCUGUGGUAGAACCAGAAUUAACCAUGUACUGAUUACUGUGGCCAACGUCCCGCACAAUAUGACAUUUAACAGGAAGAAUAUGCAAGGCGAGGAUGCAGAAAAGACAUUCAGGGCUGCAGCAUUAUCUAUGGGGAAGCUAGAACCAGUAGAAUACAGAAAAACUAUAGCUGUCUGUGGGGAGACGUAGUUGGGCAGAUGCACGCAGUUGGAAGGUUGGUCAUGUCAAGCCACUCAAAGGGGGGCCACCUGCACUUUUAUCAGUGUUUGACUUACCCCUCAUCUUCCCCCCACAGCCCAAGUCAAGAAAUGGCAGCUCCUCCAUCAUCCCCAACUACCAAGUCACCUCCCGAGCAAUCUGAUUUCAGACCUAUGCUCCCGGCGAGUUGGAAUGGGCUGGAUAUUAUUCCUUUCCUUGGGGGAGCAGAACCUCCCGAUACCUCCUCCUUUCCCCCUUUCAAAUUCAGCUUCGCACCCUACCCGCCUCCACCUCGUGUCUAUGGGCCCCCCUCUGGCUAUCCUGGCUCUCAGCCACCUAUGCUCUAACUCUUGCUCCUCCCACAAACCCUGGAAUUCCUGUCUUCUAGGUAUUCUGUUUCCCCUGCUAGAUUUCAUGGCUUUCCCUGUUUCUUUAUUACUGUCCAUGUUGGGAAGGGUAAACUUGUCUGUAUCCUGCCUGUCUUAUAAUUAAACAUUUUUAAGGUCAUAA
This is a messenger RNA of Podarcis lilfordi (Lilford's wall lizard), 11350 nucleotides long. NCBI's taxonomy places the organism in Eukaryota, Metazoa, Chordata, Lepidosauria, Squamata, Lacertidae. The record is from the annotation of a GenBank genome assembly.